Molecule: messenger RNA, 1675 nt
Organism: Gossypium raimondii (Peruvian cotton)
Lineage: Eukaryota; Viridiplantae; Streptophyta; Magnoliopsida; Malvales; Malvaceae
Product: probable protein phosphatase 2C 60
Exons: 11
Coding region: 196-1281 (361 amino acids)
Biological process (GO): protein dephosphorylation
Molecular function (GO): protein serine/threonine phosphatase activity; cation binding
Source: RefSeq, a predicted model, not a curated record
AAAUUUAAUAAAUUAAUAAAGCUCUCUCAUUUUCUUCGUUUUUUUCCUCCUCUUCCGCUUCCUUCCCUUCUUUAUUCCUUUGUCCUCUUUCUUUGAAUGUUUCAGUUCCUGUCUGUUUCACCUCAUAAUCCCUCGUUUUUCCUUUCAGUUUCCAAGAAAUUUCUGUAGGGUUUUCCUUAGCUGGGCAUAAAAAAGAUGGGUAUAUAUCUCAGCACCCCCAAAACUGAAAAAUUCUCUGAAGAUGGCGAGAAUGACAGGGUUAGAUAUGGUUUAUCAUCUAUGCAAGGAUGGCGUGCUACUAUGGAAGAUGCUCAUGCUGCAUACCCUGAUCUUGAUGCUUCUACUUCGUUCUUUGGUGUUUAUGAUGGUCAUGGAGGCAAGGUGGUUGCAAAAUUCUGUGCCAAAUAUCUUCAUCAGCAGGUUCUCAAGCAUGAAGCAUAUGCAGCUGGGGACAUAGGAACAUCACUUCAGGAAGCAUUUUUCAGAAUGGAUGAGAUGAUGCGUGGACAAAGAGGAUGGAGAGAAUUAGCCAUUUUGGGCGAUAAAAUAAAUAAGUUUACUGGCAUGAUAGAAGGAUUGAUAUGGUCUCCAAGGGGUGGGGAUAGUAAUGACCAAGUUGAUAAUUGGGCCUUUGAGGAGGGCCCUCAUUCUGACUUUCCUGGACCUACUUCCGGUAGCACAGCCUGUGUUGCAGUUAUUAGAAAUAACCAACUUAUCGUUGCAAAUGCCGGCGACUCACGUUGUGUGAUAUCUAGAAAGGGUCAGGCAUACAAUCUCUCUAGAGAUCACAAACCUGAUCUUGAGGUCGAGAAAGAAAGGAUCUUAAAAGCUGGGGGGUUUAUACAUGCAGGACGUGUCAAUGGCAGUUUGAAUCUUGCAAGAGCGAUAGGUGACAUGGAAUUCAAGCAGAAUAAAUUUUUGUCUGCUGAAAAGCAAAUUGUAACUGCAAAUCCAGAUAUAAACACCAUUGAGCUUUGUGAUGAUGAUGAGUUCAUGGUUCUGGCAUGUGACGGAAUCUGGGACUGCAUGUCAAGUCAGACACUAGUUGAUUUCAUUCAUGACCAACUAAAAUCGGAAAGCAAGCUUUCUGUUGUUUGUGAGAGGGUACUUGACAAGUGCUUAGCACCAUCAACAGCCACCGGUGAGGGUUGUGAUAAUAUGACCAUGAUCUUGGUGCAGUUCAAGAAACCGAUCAAAUCCACCUCAUCCGCAGAGGAGCAAUCCUCGAAUUCCGAAUCCACUGAAACUGAACCAAAGCUAGAGGGAAAUGCAGAAAAGUAGUUGCUGCAACUGUUAGGGGAGCCUUGGAGGUGUCAGAUCCUCUGAUUGAAGAUUUGACGACCCUUUGGUUCCUCAAAUAUUGUGGUAUGCAUUUGUAGAUGGGUUAGAGAAGGAAUGAAUUGACAUAUAUAUAUAUAUAUAUAUAUAUAUUAUAUGCACCACCACAUUAUGACAAAAUAGCAUGUACAGAAUGUUUUCUGGGUCAUGGAUCUUGUGUUAAAAGAAUCUUUAUGUUGUAUUAUACCUUUUAGAUGAAGGACCACUUUAAAAGUCUUACUAAAACAUCUUAAAUUACCUUGAAGAGAUGUGAGACCCUGGUUGCAAUUACAGUUGGUGUGGUGUUAAAUUAUGACAAAUUCAUGAAUGAAAGCUUCAAUGGUAUUAUGGACUUCAA